UAGCAAAUCUAAACAACAAAGAAGAACAAUUUUCCAUUUUAAUUUAUACUAGAUAUAGCCAAAGUGAUAUAAAAAUAAGUAGUCGCUUGACCUUGGGGGCUGAUGCGUCAUGGCAAGCCCAAAUAUCAACUACCGUUCCCUGGCCGAGGAUGAUACAAAUAUCUUUUGCGAACCUGAACAGGUAACAGCAGCAGCUGCAGCAACAAUAACAAAAACAGACGACGCAAAAUCGUACACAGCUGCUGCGCAUUUAGAGAACGACCAUGAACAUGAGCCCGAAAGUGAAGAUACGCCACACAAUAGUGGAAUCAUGAUACAUAUAGUGCCCGAGACGGGCAAGGAAUCGCAUCACUGGAAUCAUAUUGAGGAUCUAGACUGUUUCUUUUCCCGCAUGUACAACUACCAGCAAAAGCAUGGAUUUCGUGUCAUAGUGAUGGAUGAGGUGUUUCAGGUGUUGGAGUUUGGUUUCGUAGUCUGGCUGCUAACAUUCACUACGCACUGCAUCAAGUUCGAUGUGCUCUUUGGCGACGCACGGCCCGAUCCCAACAGCAAUCGCACCAAGACCUACAUUAGCGAUAUAGUCAUACCCACAGGCGCAUGCGUUGCCAAGUUCAAUACCUUAACGUAUUUAAUUAUAUUCAUGGCGGCCAUUUACUUGGGCAUACGACUGCUCAAGAUGAUCUAUCAUAUAACGCAAUAUGCAGACAUUAAGCGUUUCUACAACAAGGCCUUGGGCAUCGAAGACAAUGAUCUGGAGGACAUUACCUGGCAUGAGAUACAGCAGCGUACACGCAAGGUGCAGUCGGAGCAGCAUAUGUGCAUAGACAAAGAGAUGCUCACCGAGCUGGACAUUUACCAUCGCAUACUCAGAUUCAAGAAUUAUCUGGUGGCGUUGAUGAACAAGAAUUUGCUGCCCGUGCGCUUUCAUCUGCCGCUGGUGGGCGAGGUGGUGUCGCUGAGUCGCGGCAUGCUCUGGAACAUUGACUUUAUACUCUUUCGUGGUCCAGGCUCACCCUUCCAGAACAACUGGCAGCUGCGUGAUGAGUUUGCUGUGCGCAGCAAUCAAACGGAGCUGGCGCAGCGCCUAUCUAAGCUCAUACUGUUUGUAGCUUUGGCCAAUCUGCUGCUCUCUCCGGUCAUAUUUCUCUGGCAGCUUAUAUACUUCAGCUUCUCGUAUGUGAAUAUAUUGCGCAAAGAGCCCAGCGCCUUGGGUCUGCGCACCUGGUCCAACUAUGGUCGUCUCUAUCUGCGUCAUUUCAAUGAGCUGGAGCACGAACUGGACGCACGUCUUAACCGCGCAUAUGAGUAUGCGGAUCGCUAUCUAAACUCCUUCUCCUCACCGCUGGCGGCUGUCAUCGCACGCAAUGUGCUCUUUCUAAGCGGCGGCGUGCUGCUGCUCAUUCUGGGCCUGGGCAUCUUUGAUGAGCAUGUCUUUCAGGUGGAGCAUGUGCUAACCAUUAUAGCAGUACUCACUGUGGUGGGCGUAGUUUGCCGCACAAUGAUACCGGAUGAGAAUCUUAUCUGGUGCCCGGAGCAGCUAAUGACUGCCAUUCUCGCGCAUGUGCAUUAUUUACCCACGGAAUGGAAGCAACAGGCGCAUACGGUGCAUGUGCGCAAAGAGUUUAGUCACUUCUUUCAGUUUCGUGCUGGUUAUUUGCUCAGCGAGAUAUUCAGUCCGUUUGUAACGCCAUUUGUGCUCAUCUUUGUCUUCAGGCCCAAGGCCAUGGAGAUUGUAAAGUUCUUCCGCAGCUUUACAGUUUCUGUGCGGGGCGUGGGCAAUGUUUGCUCCUUUGCGCAAAUGGACGUGCGCAAACAUGGCAAUCCGGACUGGCAGGUGAACAACAGCGGCCAGAUGGACGCACCUGGCAUGGCCGCAGAGCCAGCAACAGCACAGCAGCGUAGCUUGGCUGGCGGCAAGACAGAAAUGUCGCUGGUGCGCUUUACGCUCAACAAUCCCGAGUGGCAAAUGCCCAAGGAGGCUUCAGAGUUCAUCAAAGGCAUACGCGAACAUGCCAUCGAUGAGCUGGUCAAGGCAAAGACGGCACCGCAGGCAACACCAGCGGCGGCGCGUGGAAAUCCGCUGACACACAGCCUGAUCUCAUUUGGCACCAUUGGCGAGGAGUAUUGCUCCAUUGCCAAUUCAGUGCUGGCCGCCGACUUAAGUCCCGAGCAGCUGCAGCUAUCGCAGUCGCUCUCAGCUAGCCGCGGUAUGCCAGGCGUGGGCCAAGGAUUCGUAGCUGGCAGUGAUUUUCGUCAAAUGCUGCAGCAAAAUCUGGGCGAGCCCAUGAGCAGUGCCAGCAUACGGCAGCAAAUGUCUACCAGUGUGACGCCGCUGGACAGCAUGCGACGUCUGCGCUUAAGCAAAGCGGAGGGACGCAUUGAAGGUCCCAAGGAUACCCUGCUUUAUAGCUUGUAUGGCGUGGAGCCGCGUCUGGCCAAGAACCCCAUUGGCGUGACCGUGGCCGACAUGUGCCUGAGCGCGCUCUAUCUGCACGAGCUGAGCCAGCAGAAGCGCCUGGCGCGCCAGUCGCGCAUCGACGAAGCGGACGAGCUGCCGGGACCCAGCAAUAGGCCGCCACGCCCACAGGCGCCCACGCGCCAAACCGUGAUUACCUCAAAGGCUGCCGAGAGCACGCCGCUGCUGGGUAGCAUACGCUCAUAGCAGCGGCCCGUUUGGAUCUAAUAUUCAUAGAGCUUAAGGAGAACAACAGCGAGACGAAGUAGGAGCAAAGGAUACGAAAACGAAAGCAGAACUGCUUUGUAGCGAGAAGAAGAAGUAACAACCCCUGCUAUUAGAGAUUAAGUUGUAAAGUGUGAGAACAGACGAUGUCUAGUGCUUAGCUAAACUAAUAUAUUAAAUUAAAAAAACAAACAAAAAAAAAAUAAACACUAAUACUAAACUAAAAGCAAUAAAUAAACUGCG
This is a messenger RNA of Drosophila busckii, 2923 nucleotides long. RefSeq names its product autophagy-related protein 9A (gene Atg9). The coding region runs from base 110 to 2662 and encodes 850 amino acids. The record is from RefSeq and is a predicted model, not a curated record. Gene Ontology annotation, cellular component: autophagosome; phagophore assembly site. NCBI's taxonomy places the organism in Eukaryota, Metazoa, Arthropoda, Insecta, Diptera, Drosophilidae. The transcript has 2 exons. Gene Ontology annotation, biological process: protein localization to phagophore assembly site; autophagy of mitochondrion.